AUGAGUACAAAUUCCGAUUUAAUCAAAAAAGCUGGCAUCACUUACAAGAAUUUUGUUCCCGAAUGUAAGCCAAGGAAUCGCUUUGCUGAUUCAUUAUCCAACGACGCUCCAGUUACGAAAGAAUUGUUAGGUAAUAAAAUACGAAAUUUUUACUUAGAAACCGUUGCGACAAACCCAGAAUGUGAAGAUCAAAACUCUCUUAAUUCCUUCUCUCAAGUACCCAAACCCACAUCAGUAACAAACUUUAACAAUUUCGAUCCUCAAACUUCAAUCCAAGAAACAAACGUACCAAAUACCCCUACAAACCAUUUAAAAUCAACUCAAUAUGCUGAACGGAUUAGCAUUCAUACAAUAUUUAAGUACGCAGAAAAAGGAAAGCUAAGUAGGCUAAAAACAGCUUUACAAUCUGGAAUGUUCAAUGUUAAUGUAAGAGAUAACUUUUCUUGGACCUUACUCAUGAGUAGUUCUUACAAUGGUCAAGAAGAAGUUACUUUAUUCCUUUUAAGCAUGAAGAUCGAUGUCGAAGCAAGAAAUCGUCGGGGACAAACGGCAUAUGAUUUAGCUUUACUCUCAAGCAACCAUAAGAUUGCUGAACUGAUUAGAAACUCUGCUAUCGCGAAAAACAACUCAUUGUCAAGGGAUUAUAAUUAUGGUAGCAGUUCCAAUCACUCACUGACUAUUCCUUCGUCAAUCAAUCAAAAGAAAUGGUGCAAUGUCUGUAACAAAGAAUUAUCGUUGUCUUAUGCAAGUAAGAUACAAGAUGAUCACGCCUAUUCAACAACGCAUUUAUUUAAUGUUCAAGAUAAAAUUAAACUUCAAACUAGUUACGCUAUUCCGAGUAGUAGCAUUGGCUAUAAACUUAUGCUAAAGAGCGGAUGGAAAACGAAUAAAGGAUUAGGAAAGCAUGGAAAUGGUAGAAAGUAUCCGAUUAAGACUGCUCUAAAGAACGAUAGGAAAGGAAUUGGUGCAAGCAAAAGGCCAACUGUUAAAGUGACUCAUUUUAAAGCAUUUGACACAAACAUACUAGACAAACCCUGCAACAAAUUUAUAAAUAUGAAGAUUAGAACACAAGAAUUAAAAGAAGAGAGAACAUGGGAGAAGGCAAUGAUUAGGCAACUUAAAUCAUAA
Trichoplax adhaerens is the source of this 1128-nucleotide messenger RNA. RefSeq lists its product as uncharacterized. The record is from RefSeq and is a predicted model, not a curated record. The transcript has a single exon. Gene Ontology annotation, molecular function: nucleic acid binding; protein binding. Bases 1 to 1128 code for a protein of 375 amino acids. NCBI's taxonomy places the organism in Eukaryota, Metazoa, Placozoa, Uniplacotomia, Trichoplacea, Trichoplacidae.